Messenger RNA from Parus major (Great Tit), 5542 nucleotides. RefSeq names its product katanin catalytic subunit A1 like 1 (gene KATNAL1). Bases 212 to 1681 code for a protein of 489 amino acids. Gene Ontology annotation, biological process: microtubule severing. The record is from RefSeq and is a predicted model, not a curated record. Lineage: Eukaryota; Metazoa; Chordata; Aves; Passeriformes; Paridae. Gene Ontology annotation, cellular component: microtubule; microtubule cytoskeleton. Gene Ontology annotation, molecular function: ATP hydrolysis activity; ATP binding; microtubule binding. The transcript has 12 exons.
GUAACUGGCUGCACUGCACUCCUACCUCUGAUGUGCCUUUAACAAUAUGGGUCUACAAGUUAAUGUUUCAAGGGGUUCCUUUCAACUCAGAUGAUUUCACCAACCUAGCUGGCAGUACCACCACAUCAACCCCUGUACUAGCCCAAGAGACAGAGUGUUAUGAAAAGUAGAAGGCAAGAACAAGGGGUGGAGACCAGAUUUCUGAGUGAAGAUGAAUUUAGCAGAGAUUUGUGAUAAUGCCAAAAAAGGAAGAGAAUAUGCACUCCUUGGGAAUUAUGACUCUUCUAUGGUAUAUUACCAGGGUGUCAUCCAGCAAAUCCACAGACAUUGCCAGUCGAUCAGAGAUCCAGCAAUUAAGGGCAAAUGGCAACAGGUCCGACAAGAAUUAGUUGAAGAAUAUGAACAAGUUAAGAGCAUUGUCAACACUUUGGAGAGUUUUAAAAUGGACAGACCUCCAGAUAUCUCUGUAUCCUAUCAAGAUGAGCCUUUCAGAGAUCCAGCUGUUUGGCCUCCUCCUGUUCCAGCAGAACACAGGGCUCCACCUCAGAUAAAACGUCCCAACCGAGAUGGAAAACCUUUGAAGAAAGACUCCCCAGGACUUCAGCCCCGCGGGCCCGCGGGCAGAGCACAUGUUCUGUCCAAGGGGGAGAAAUCUUCAGGCAGCCGUGAAAGGGAACCCAGAGCUAGAGGAAGAGAUGACAAGGGAAAGAAAAUACCCCAGGAAUUUGGUGAUGGGGAAAUUCCAAAAUUUGAUGGAGCAGGUUACGACAAAGACCUGAUCGAAGCUCUUGAAAGGGACAUUGUAUCAAGGAAUCCAAGCAUUCAUUGGGAUGACAUAGCGGAUUUGGAAGAAGCCAAGAAAUUAUUAAGAGAAGCUGUUGUUCUUCCAAUGUGGAUGCCUGAUUUUUUUAAAGGGAUCAGAAGACCUUGGAAGGGUGUGCUGAUGGUUGGUCCUCCUGGCACUGGCAAAACAAUGCUAGCAAAGGCUGUUGCUACAGAAUGUGGGACAACAUUCUUCAACGUGUCUUCCUCUACACUGACAUCUAAAUACAGAGGCGAGUCUGAGAAGCUGGUUCGUCUCUUGUUUGAAAUGGCACGGUUUUAUGCACCAACAACCAUCUUCAUUGAUGAGAUAGAUUCCAUCUGCAGCCGCAGAGGCACAUCUGACGAACACGAGGCCAGUCGCAGAGUCAAGUCAGAGCUGCUUGUGCAAAUGGACGGGGUAGGUGGUGCACUGGAAAAUGAUGACCCUUCCAAGAUGGUUAUGGUAUUAUCUGCUACAAAUUUUCCCUGGGACAUUGACGAAGCUCUCCGACGGAGACUGGAGAAGAGGAUUUAUAUACCUUUGCCCACAGCAAAAGGCAGAGCAGAACUACUGAAGAUUAAUCUUCGGGAAGUAGAACUAGAUCCUGAUAUCAGCCUUGAAGAAAUUGCUGAGAAGAUUGAAGGCUAUUCUGGUGCUGACAUCACUAAUGUUUGCAGGGAUGCAUCUUUAAUGGCAAUGAGAAGACGUAUUAAUGGCUUAACUCCAGAAGAGAUUCGUGCACUUUCUAAAGAAGAGCUUCAGAUGCCGGUUACCAAGGGGGACUUUGAGCUGGCUCUGAAGAAAAUCUCCAAAUCUGUUUCUGCUGCAGACCUGGAGAAGUAUGAAAAAUGGAUGGCGGAGUUUGGAUCUGCUUAAUCUCAGUGACAGCUUUCCUUUGCUGGAGUUUUAUGGUUUUUGUUGUUCUCACUUUCAAAAUGAGUUAGAAAUAUUUUUAAAGGUUUAAUAAAAGGUCUGCCUCUGCCCUCAUCCCACCCAUUUCUGGUGACAGGAUCUUUUAAGCUAUUUGCCUUUAAAGGGAAUGAACAGAAUAAUGAGCUGAUAUUGUAAAAGGUAUUUUAUCUCUGAAGUAGAAAAAUAAGACAAACGGUAAGGGAAAAAUCAUACUUCUGGGGGUAGUCUUUUUAUUUUUCAAAUGAAGAGCAGUGUUACUUAACUUCCUCCUAGUCAUUUUUUAUGACUGGAGUCAAUAAAUCAGCUGGGGCAUGUGACUCCAGAAGAACAGACAAGGGCUUGCUGUAUCCCCUGCUCUUAAGUGCUGCUUCUGCCUCCCUUGAAUGUGGCAUCCAAGUUAUUAUUCUUUCUCUCUGUGCUCAGAUAUUCAGAGCAAAGCCUGUGGAUUAAUUGGCAUUACAGAGAGGAAAUGAGAAUCAGUUUUCUAUCAAGACAUAGGCCUGACUCUCCUCUCGUGUACUUCUAUUUGGAAUUGAUGUCACUUUAGACUGUUACCAGUGUUACCUGCAAUGACUUCUGAUGGAAAUGAGAGGGAAACAAAAAGGCACGGAUUGUUCUCAGUCUGGUUUAUGCUUGUUCUCUGAACAUAGUUUGAACCUGUUUGACCAGUAGGCACUUUGACUUAGGUUAUAACUUGCACUUUUAUGCUUAUAUAUCAUCUUGUGCUUUGUCUGUGCUAUCUAAAUGUAAUUGUUAUUAUUAUUAUUAUUAUUUUAGUACUAAGAGUUUAAUACAGUAAAGACACUAAUAUCAAGGCUGUAUUUAAAACACAAGACUGUCCUUAAAACAACUGGCUGUGAACUUCCACUUCUGAUUAGAUAUGAACUUUUUCCUAGCAUUACUAGGCAAUGAGACUUGUACCUAUUUAUGUUGUAGAACUGUUCAUGCUUAAUUUUAUUUUUUUUGGUGAAGAUUUCUUAAAAAUGUAUAAAUAUUACUGCUUUAGUAAUAUUUAGAAAAUAAUCUGUAUGAUCUCAUUUAUGUUCUUAACUGUUUCUUCCCUUCCCUCAUACAAGUGCAGUGAUGAGAAGGGUUCUAAAGUCUAACAUGAGAAAUCCUCUCUAGAGUAUACCUGUCCCACUGACUAUAUGAGCUUUUCUCAGACUCAGCCUGUGAGCCUGGCACAUAGAGGUUUCCUGCAGUAGGAAUGUGGAGGAGUGGUCAAACAACCAGAUUUACAGAGAAAUAUGCAAGCUCUCAAGUUUUUUGUGAUGUUGUGAGCUAGGCCUUAAGUAUCUUGGUUGAUGUGAAUUGCCCUGCAGCUUUGCAAGUAUUCAGCUUUCUGCUGAGGCUCCUGGUGGCACAGACAGAUGUAGUGAACUGGAGUAAGAAACACACAGCACCUCUUAUUGAAUGGGAAUAUAUCCUUAUUUGCUCCUUUUUGUUACUUCACGGAAGUUCCCAAUAAUGUCAGUAAUUCAGAACACUGGUCUCUUGGGCCAUGACAUGUUAACCACUAAGGCAAAAACCUUAUAUCACAUACUCAGUUUGCUCAGGGAAGUGGUAAAAAUCACCAUCCCUGGAAGUGUUUAAAAAUGUGUAGAUAUGGCACUCAGGGACAUGGUUUAGUAUUGAACAUCUCAGUGCUGGCUUAAUGGUCUGAUAUGAUGAUCUGAGAGGCCUUUUCCAACCUUAAUAGUUCUAUAAUUCUUCCUGGGGAAUAACUGGACCUUUUUAGAAAGAAAGCUCUGAAAAUAUUGCUAUAGACUCAUUUUUUCCAUAUGAAGCUGUAGGCUGCUACAGUUGUUCUUUGUUUGUUUGUUUGACUGCAGUAGAAAUUAGUAAAGCUACACAAAUCUUUUGUGGCCAAUGCCAGAUUAGCACUAUGUGGUCUCUCACUAAAGAGGCCAUUGCUGCCCAAGGAGCUUAAUCUACACAACCAAGAUGUAGAAGGGAGUUGACAUGAAUGUCAGUAACAGCCCUACUCAGCUGUCCAAGAGUGGUGCUGAGAUUAAGCAGUUGCUGCUUAGUGGGGUCUAUGUACCUGUUUGCUCAGUUUCACAUUGCAAGCAGCAGUGACCUUCCUGCUGAUGAAAGCACAGCACUUGGUGAAAAUGUCAGUCCUUAGCUCUUUGAUGAACCUUCUACCUUAAGGCAUUAAACUUCCCUCUUGGCUAUUAAACAGAAUUCACUGUACUGGGCAUUCCCUUUAGUAGGAAUUAUUCAGGUGCUGCAGUCUUUUUCUCUAAAGGUCAUGCUUUCUACCCCAGAAAUAUUUUUACUGUACAAGUCCAUUCAUCCUUUACAGCUGCAGAACAGAAAAGUGGAAGUUUUCAGGCAGUAGAUGUUUCUGAUGGUUGUGCCCAGCAUUACUGCUGUGACUUGGGGCCUACUAGAUCGGGCACCCCAGAAGACCAAGACCAUCCCUUCCCUGCUGAGACAUUUCAGGAAGGGAGCUGUCCUCGCUUGCUGACCUUUUCAUCUUUACCAAGUCAUGCUGGCACACCCACCUGGUGUGCUUGGAGACUGGGUUAUUAACUCCAGGGGAGCCAGCAUUGGAUGCAGCAAGGAGCAACCCAGGAAGGAAGGGCAGCCAACAGUGGCAGCAGCUCAAGGCCCAAAGGAUGAGUUUAUGGCUUAAAGUAAGACCAGUUCAUGUCCCACUGAUGGAAGGCCUUUUGUAAGCAUAUUGGAUUCCUUGGAGAGCAAUGUACGAGCAUGUCACAGCCUGCUGUGACACUCUUCAAUCUGCGCCUGUUGGUGUAUGGAGAUCAUCCACACACGUGGGGAUACGCACACACAAUAGGUGGUGCUUCAGUAGUUGUACCUAGAUUACAAAAAAAACAUGUUUUAGAGCUGUGUUUACAUGUUUUCUAAACAUCUGUGAAGGCCCUCUUGGGUGGCACUGUUAAUUUUAGUACAGUACGUGAUCUGGUUGUAUGAAGUAAUAAAUGUGUCCUAGAAUCUGUCUGUCUCGCUGGAGUGGGGCUGUGAGUGCUUUGCUGCUAACUGCUUCCAAAGGCUGCCAUACAAUGUGGAUCUCUUCAGUAUGUAAUGGUGCUCUUUCACCAAUGUCCUGAAUGGAGAGCAGUUAAAGAAGAAUCUGGGGUUUUUGGAUAAAGCUGUCAGCAAUGCUUUCUCUCUAAAUUGGCCUUUUGUUGCCACAAGCUAUAAAAUGGAGAAUUCUUCAAUGCCCAGCACAUGGGAGGGAGGGUAGGGGAGAGCAGAGGCCCCAGCAGAUGUUCAGUGUUAGCACCUGAUUCAGACCUCACAGAGCCAGGCAGCAUUUUUUUAUUACUUGCCCCUGGGCUGAAAGUAUAAUCAGGCUCCAGAGAAGCUGUAUCAUCAGCUGCCUGCUAACCAGGAGAUUUUCAAGAGCAAAACUUGUAUUAGGAAGGAGCUUUCAAACUUGGAAAGAGACCCCAUGUCUCCUGAGACUGAGUUGAUUAUUUGAAUUUUCUCACUAACUUCCUUAUGAAAGAAUGGAGUUUCCAGUGCUUCAUAACGCUUCAAACAUGAAAGAGCGAGCAAGGGAAAUGCUGAUCAGGGGAUUUCAGGAGAGGUCAAAUCUUUGCAUAGAAAGUUCAGCUCACCCCAGUUUAAAAGAGACUGAAAUAGCAAAGGUGCACUGACUUGUUCUGAUCAUGGGAAAGAUGAAAGAGCUUGUGUGCCGUAAAGAAGUCCUCUAUCAAAUGAGCAAAGACUUCAUGGUACAAUCCAGGCAUGAAGAGGUGUGUAAGCAGACAAAGAAAUAGUGUUUUUUUAAAUUUUUUUAUUAUUUUUUUUGUUUUUUAAUCUGUUACGGGAAUAAACCACCCUCAGUCA